Coniosporium apollinis CBS 100218 is the source of this 1347-nucleotide messenger RNA. RefSeq names its product NADH oxidase. Gene Ontology annotation, molecular function: oxidoreductase activity; FMN binding. The coding region runs from base 1 to 1347 and encodes 448 amino acids. The transcript has 2 exons. NCBI's taxonomy places the organism in Eukaryota, Fungi, Ascomycota, Dothideomycetes. The record is from RefSeq and is a predicted model, not a curated record.
AUGGCACCAUCAGCACGAUAUGAGUCUGCGGACAUUGACCCUGCGCCCCUUGGGCAGCCGCUGAAGUUUGGGUUUUCUGGAAAGACCGCCCCCAACCGCUUCCUCAAGGCUGCUAUGACCGAGCGUAUCUCGUCUUGGGAUCCAGAAAGUUUCGAGAAGCGCGGCAUACCAUCCAAGAACCUCAUCAACGUCUACCGAAGAUGGGGUGAGGGUGCACUCGGUGUGAUCCUAACAGGCAACAUCAUGAUUGAGCCCGAUCAGCUGGAGGCUGCUGGCAACCCGAUCAUCCCGAGGACAGCACCCUUUGAGGGCGAGCGAUUUGAGGCUUUCAAGGAGCUGGCAGCGGAGUCGAAGAAGCACGGCUGCUUGGUCGUUGGACAGGUCAGCCAUCCCGGACGGCAGGUCGAGGACCGGAUACAGAAGAACCCGGUCUCAGCCAGUGAUGUUCAGUUGGAGGGCAACAUCAUGGGCAUGCAUUUUGCAAAGCCGCACGCCGCGACUGACGAAGAGAUUGAGCGCAUCAUCGACGGUUUCGCGCACGCAGCUGAAUACCUCGAGAAGGCCGGCUACGAUGGCAUCGAACUUCACGGUGCCCACGGCUACCUCCUCGCGCAGUUUCUCUCUCCCACAACAAACAAGCGGACUGACAAGUACGGCGGCUCCCUCCAGAACCGAGCCCGUCUUAUCCUAGACAUCGCUCGCGAGAUCCGCAAGCGUGUCCAGCCCGACUUCAUCGUUUCCAUUAAGCUCAACUCUGUCGAGUUCCAGGACAAGGGCUUCAACCCGGAUGAAGCACGUGAGCUCUGCGCCCUGCUCGAAGAGAACCGCUUCGACUUCGUCGAGCUGUCUGGAGGAACCUACGAGCACCUUGCCUUCAAGCACGAGCGCGACUCGACGAGGAAGCGGGAGGCUUUCUUCCUUGAGUUCGCGGACAUGAUCGCUCCUGCAUUGAAGAAGACGAAGACGUACGUCACUGGCGGUUUCAAGACUGUCGGCGCGAUGGUUAAAGCUCUUGAAGUGGUCGAUGGCAUUGGUCUCGGACGACCGGUAACCCAGGAGUUCCAUCUCUGCAAGGACAUCCUUGAAGGGAAGGUCAAGGGCGCGAUCAAGCAGAAGAUUGACCAGGACAACUUCGGCCUGACGAACGUUGCGGCUGGCACGCAGAUCCGGCAGGUCGGCAAGGACCAGGAGCCGAUUGAUCUGAGCCAGAGUGAGGCCGUGCAGGCUUUCAUGAAGGACAUGGGUGCUUGGGCCGAGAAGAUGGGCAAGGACUCAGCCAUGCAGAACUAUGGCUAUGUGGACAUCAUGAGUGCUGCGCCUGUGCCGUAUGGUACCGCAUCUGCAUGA